AUGCCGAUCCGCUUAAGGCUGCGGCCACAGUCUGGCGUGAGGGACCUGAGCCCCAUGUCCGCUAGAUAUGACUUUGAUAUGCCAGACGUUGAACAAGGCGACUCAUUCCGCCAAGUCGUCAAGAAGCUUUCGCUCUACUUCACAGAUGUCAUUGAGCUGCCCAGCACCUUUGAACAGUUGAGGACAACCGAGGCAGGAAACUGCAUUCGUGUUCUUGUUGAUCAUCUGAGCGAGAAUUGCGCGCAUCCCGCCAUUGUCAACGCCCUUUUAGUGCUCAAGUGGCAUUAUGCUGCUGCCAAUGAGCACCUGAGCAUCAGCGAGACCCGUUCGUACGCUUGCGAGAUCACGGCCUGGCGUUUCCUCACACGCCUCUCUGAGAGACAGGCCGUCGAAUUCUGCCUGUACGAAAUUCCAGCCGACCCCCAACAAGACGAGGAGACGUCGCGGCGAUCCCGUGACCAGGAGGCUGGUGAAACCUCGCCACUUCUCUUUGGCCCAGCAUCCGCCGACGGCCAGCCCAGAGGCUUGGCUGUCGGGAGCAUAUCCGAGAGGACCAAGAUGCUCAGCUCGCUGUCCCGGCUGACCCACCUCAGCGAUGAGACGGCCGAGGACGCAGAUCCAACCGCGGCAUUCAAGAGUCUAAACGCCCUGGAGAUUGCGGCCAUAGCAAACGCAAAACGCUUCCUCAGCCAGCACGUCGUCCAAAAGAUCAUCACGGGCAUCUGGAACGGCGAUGUCGUGUUUUGGGACACGCUCUCGGUCGACUCUGUGAAGAAACCUCGCUACUACAACCCCCGCACAUCAGACCCCUUUUCGCGCUUGCGCGUGCCCAAGUACGUCAAGGCUUGGGAGGUCAUCUUCUUUGUCGCCUUUCUCUGUCUGUACUACUCGGUUCUCAUCACCCGCAACGACACCCGCAUCACCGUUACCGAAAUAUUCCUCUUCGUCUGGAUCGCGGCAUUCUUCUACGACGAACUCAGCGAAUGGAUUGACGCUGGCUCCGUUUUCUACGCUACAGACAUCUGGAACGUAUUCGACAUGAUUAUGAUCUUGAUCGGCUUCACUUUUGCUGCUCUGCGAGUGGUUGGACUGGUGAAGCGCAAUAGCGCCAUGAACGAGCUGGCCUUCAACGUCUUGUCUCUCGAGGCCCUUUUCAUGAUGCCGAGGAUAUGCUCCAUCCUCAGCCUGAGUCCUUACUGGGGAACCUUGAUUCCCUGUUUGAAGGAGAUGGGCAAAGACUUUGUCAAGUUCAUGGUGCUCGUCGUCAUCGUCUACUUUGGCUUCCUCACCACGUUUUCCCUCAUUGGUCGAGACGUCUUUACGUUUGGGCGCAUGACGGGCAUCCUGACCAAGAUCUUCUUCGGGUCCAGCUAUGUCGGGUUUGACAUUAUGGACCAGAUUGAUCCCUUUUUCGGCCCGCCGCUCAUGAUCAUCUUCAUCACGCUAACAUCCAUCCUCCUGCAAGGCUCCUUGACCGGUAUGCUUUCCAACAGCUUCUCGCGCGUCAUCACGCAAGCCCGAGAGGAGUACCUCUACGUGUACAGCGUCUACGUGCUGGAAGCCUCGACGAGCAACCGGCUGACGCACUUCUACCCUCCCUUCAACCUGAUUGCUCUCAUCAUGUUCCGCCCGCUCCGCUUCCUCUUCCCCCGAGUGGGCAAGUUCCGCGCCGGGCGAAUCGUCCUGCUCCGAGCCACUCAUGUACCCAUCGUCGGCGCAAUCAAGCUGUACGAGCUCAUCCGCCGCAAGUCGCAAGAUGACGACGACGAGUUUGCCGGCUUCCGAGGCCCCAGGGUGUCGAAACGGUCCAGACCACCUCUUUCGUAUGCGAGGCCGUCGUCCGGCUACAGCAGACACACCGUGCCGCUGUCGCAGGAGUCCACCUUGCUAAAGUGCGAAAACAGAAGACGGGAGGAUGACGAGCUGGAAGAUCCCACAGGCGUGGAGGGGCAGCUUGCCGAGCUCGAACAAAAGAUUGACCGGCUGACGUCUCUUGUAAUGACUCUGCAAAGCGCUUAA
Molecule: messenger RNA, 2019 nt
Organism: Ustilaginoidea virens
Lineage: Eukaryota; Fungi; Ascomycota; Sordariomycetes; Hypocreales; Clavicipitaceae
Exons: 4
Coding region: 1-2019 (672 amino acids)
Biological process (GO): transmembrane transport; monoatomic ion transport
Cellular component (GO): membrane
Molecular function (GO): monoatomic ion channel activity
Source: RefSeq, a predicted model, not a curated record